Condylura cristata (star-nosed mole) is the source of this 4080-nucleotide messenger RNA. Its product is annotated as protein HIRA. Gene Ontology annotation, biological process: chromatin remodeling; regulation of DNA-templated transcription; DNA-templated transcription. The transcript is spliced from 25 exons. Gene Ontology annotation, molecular function: nucleosome binding; protein binding. The record is from RefSeq and is a predicted model, not a curated record. Gene Ontology annotation, cellular component: HIR complex; nucleus. The coding region runs from base 264 to 3317 and encodes 1017 amino acids. NCBI's taxonomy places the organism in Eukaryota, Metazoa, Chordata, Mammalia, Eulipotyphla, Talpidae.
GAGCCGCCGGAGGAGGAGCGGCGCAGGGGAUGAGGCUGUGGCGGCGCCGGCGGCGGCCGAACUUGGGGGGCGGCUGUGGCGGCGGCGGGGGGCGCGAGCCGGUAAUGGCGCGGCGGCGCUGAGGGCACGUGGCGGGCGGCGGCCGGAGGGCGGGCUGUGCAGGAGGAAGCGGCAGCGGUGGCUCCAUGGCCCGGGCAAGCUGAGGGACGCGGCUCUUGCCUGAGCCCGGCGGCAGCGGCGGCGGCGGCGGCGGCGGCCGAACAAUGAAGCUCCUGAAGCCGACCUGGGUCAACCACAAUGGCAAGCCAAUUUUUUCAGUUGAUAUUCACCCUGACGGGACCAAGUUUGCAACUGGAGGACAAGGACAAGAUUCUGGGAAGGUUGUGAUCUGGAAUAUGUCUCCAGUCCUCCAGGAGGAUGACGAGAAGGAUGAAAAUAUUCCCAAGAUGCUUUGCCAGAUGGACAAUCACUUAGCAUGUGUGAACUGUGUGCGGUGGUCAAACAGUGGGAUGUAUUUAGCUUCUGGGGGAGAUGACAAACUGAUUAUGGUGUGGAAACGGGCUACGUACAUCGGCCCCAGCACUGUAUUUGGCUCCAGUGGUAAGCUUGCCAAUGUGGAGCAGUGGCGAUGUGUUUCCAUCCUCCGGAGUCACUCAGGCGAUGUGAUGGACGUAGCAUGGUCUCCCCACGACGCUUGGCUGGCCUCAUGCAGCGUGGAUAACACUGUUGUCAUCUGGAACGCUGUCAAGUUCCCAGAAAUUCUAGCUACCUUGAGAGGUCAUUCUGGCUUGGUGAAAGGAUUGACUUGGGACCCGGUUGGUAAAUAUAUUGCCUCUCAAGCUGAUGACCGCAGCCUGAAGGUGUGGAGGACACUGGACUGGCAGUUGGAAACCAGCAUCACCAAACCUUUUGAUGAGUGUGGAGGGACAACCCACGUGUUGCGACUCAGUUGGUCACCUGAUGGGCACUACCUGGUGUCUGCUCAUGCCAUGAAUAACUCUGGUCCCACCGCCCAGAUCAUUGAAAGGGAGGGCUGGAAAACCAACAUGGACUUUGUUGGGCACCGGAAAGCUGUGACUGUCGUGAAAUUCAACCCAAAAAUCUUCAAAAAGAAGCAGAAGAAUGGGAGUUCUACAAAGCCCAGCUGCCCUUACUGCUGCUGUGCUGUUGGCAGCAAGGACCGUUCUCUCUCUGUCUGGCUCACAUGUCUGAAACGGCCUUUGGUUGUCAUCCAUGAAUUGUUUGACAAAUCCAUUAUGGAUAUUUCCUGGACUCUCAAUGGACUGGGGAUCCUGGUGUGUUCCAUGGAUGGUUCUGUGGCAUUCCUAGAUUUCUCCCAGGAUGAGCUCGGUGAUCCCCUGAGUGAGGAGGAAAAGAGCCGCAUUCACCAGUCCACCUAUGGCAAAAGUUUGGCCAUCAUGACUGAGUCCCAGCUCUCCACAGCCGUCAUUGAGAAUCCUGAGAUGCUCAAGUACCAGCGGAGGCAGCAACAGCAGCAGCUGGACCAGAAGACAGCAAGGGAGACAGGCUCAGCUGCUUCAGUGGCUGGUGUUGUCAAUGGGGAAAGUCUUGAGGACAUCAGGAAGAAUCUUUUAAAGAAGCAAGUUGAGACUCGAACAGCAGAUGGUCGGCGAAGAAUCACCCCUCUCUGCAUAGCACAGCUGGACACCGGGGACUUUUCUACGGCGUUCUUUAACAGCAUCCCACUUUCUGGCUCCCUGGCGGGUGCCAUGCUGUCCUCUCAUAGCAGUCCACAGCUACUGCCUCUGGAUUCCAGCACCCCGAACUCCUUUGGCACUUCAAAACCUUCCACAGAGCCUGUGACAGCGGCCUGUGGCAGCGCCAGGCCUGUGGGCGAUUCUGUCAAUAAAGACAGUGUGAAUGCUACCUCGAUUCCUGCUGCAUCGUCUCCCUCUGUGUUAACGACCCCAUCCAAGAUCGAACCAAUGAAAGCAUUUGACUCCCGAUUCACUGAACGGUCCAAAGCCACAUCAGGUGCUCCUGCCUUGACCAGUGUGACUCCAACAGCCAUGGAAAGGUUAAAAGAACAGAACCUUGUGAAAGAGCUGCGGCCCCGGGACCUACUGGAGAGCAGCAGUGACAGUGACGAGAAGGUCCCUGUGGCCAAGCCUUCCUCACUGUCCAAGCGAAAACUGGAGCUUGAGGUGGAGACUGUAGAGAAGAAAAAGAAAGGACGGCCUCGGAAGGACUCCCGGCUCAUGCCCAUGUCUCUGUCUGUCCAGUCUCCAGCUACCCUGACCACAGAGAAGGAUGCCAUGUGUUUGUCGAUACCAGCACCUGCACUGAAGCUGCCCAUGCCAGGCCCCCAGAGAGCAUUCACCCUACAGGUGAGCUCUGACCCCUCCAUGUACAUUGAAGUGGAGAAUGAUGUGACGACUGUUGGGGGUGUGAAGCUGAGCCGCUUGAAGUGUAACCGGGAAGGAAAGGAGUGGGAGACGGUACUCACCAAUCGGAUCCUCACUGCCGCUGGCAGCUGUGAUGUGGUGUGUGUCGCCUGCGAGAAGAGGAUGCUAUCAGUGUUCUCCACCUGUGGUCGUCGCCUCCUCCCUCCCAUCCUCCUGCCGUCCCCGAUCUCCACUUUGCACUGCACAGGCUCCUACGUCAUGGCACUCACUGCUGCAGCCACGCUGUCAGUCUGGGAUGUUCACAGACAGGUGGUUGUGGUGAAAGAAGAAUCUCUACACUCCAUCCUGGCAGGAAGUGACAUGACAGUAUCACAGAUCUUGCUGACACAACAUGGAAUCCCAGUGAUGAACCUGUCUGAUGGGAAGGCAUAUUGCUUCAAUCCAUCACUUUCUACAUGGAACCUGGUUUCUGACAAGCAGGAUUCCCUGGCCCAGUGUGCGGACUUCAGAAGCAGCCUGCCUACCCAGGAUGCCAUGCUGUGCUCGGGACCCUUAGCCAUAGUCCAGGGCCACGCCUCCACUUCAGGAAGGCAGGCGGCCCGUCUCUUCUCCGUGCCUCAUGUGGUGCAGCAGGAGACCACCCUAGCCUACCUUGAGAAUCAGGUUGCCGCAGCGCUUACCCUGCAGUCCAGCCACGAGUACCGCCAUUGGCUCCUCCUCUAUGCACGGUACCUAGUGAACGAAGGGUUUGAAUACCGACUCCGAGAAAUAUGCAAGGACUUACUGGGUCCGGUUCACUACUCCACUGGAAGCCAGUGGGAGUCAACGGUAGUGGGUCUGCGGAAGAGGGAGCUGCUGAAGGAACUGUUGCCAGUCAUUGGGCAGAACCUCCGCUUCCAGCGCCUCUUCACCGAGUGUCAGGAACAGCUUGACAUACUGAGGGACAAGUAGCCUGCCCCAUCUUUUCCAGCUGCCUCAAGGACAGGGCCACACUUUUUGCUGAUGACACGCAGAGCCAUUUCAUCUCUUCUGGCUGCCGUAGAAAGAGGAGAUACUGGCAGGAGGUGGGCUGUCCUGCACCAGUGCUGGCCCAGCUCCCUGGUCAGUCUUCCCCUGUGUGCUGGGCCUUUUGUUCCCUGAGAAAGGAGCAGCUGUGCCCUCAACUCAUCUCUCUCUCUCCAGGACCCCCAUGCAGAACUGAAGCUAGGGCUCUGUUCUGCUGCCCUGGGUUCGUGAGUCACUCUUAGGCCUGCUGUCUUCAGCAUAGUCCCAUGGUGGACACUAGUCCCUGCCACAUUGCAGGUGCCGUGCUGCUUCAGCUAUGAUGAAUGAGCCAUUUGUGAAAGAGAGAAUCCUGAAACAAUAGUGUAUUAUGCAGUCAGUAGACUGACUUGAAACCUAUGUAAAAGGAAAGGCUAUUCCAACACACGGACUAUUUUUGUACUAGAAUUUGCUAACUUGUAAUAUGGAAUUUUCCUUUUGGCCAAUAAUCAGGAUUUCCCUAUAAGUCACUUGGACAUUGGUCACUUGUAGGAAAUUUAAACUCUAAUUAUGAGAACUACAUUGCAAAAUAAUUGUACUGAAAUUAACUUGUCUAUCUUCAUUUGGUUUUGAUUUUUAAAUGUUUGUAAAAAGAGACUGUUUUGGGGGGGAUGGGACAGUGGGGUGGGCAACUUCUUUUAUAAGUGUAAAAUAAAUGAACAUGCAUUGGAUA